This is a messenger RNA of Zychaea mexicana, 567 nucleotides long. RefSeq lists its product as uncharacterized. NCBI's taxonomy places the organism in Eukaryota, Fungi, Mucoromycota, Mucoromycetes, Mucorales, Lichtheimiaceae. The record is from RefSeq and is a predicted model, not a curated record. The transcript is spliced from 4 exons. The coding region runs from base 1 to 567 and encodes 188 amino acids.
AUGUGCGAGAAAGAAUAUACGGACAAAUGGAGCCAUAGCAGCUCUUACCCCUCGACGUGCGUUCGUAUUUUUGUGGCGUUGACAAAGGUCCGAUGGUCCAUCAAAAUUCCAUUCUUGAAGACAACUCCCCUGGCUUUAUAUCCCCAGCCUAUGCGUAUGAUGAUCACAGAAAUUGACGACCAUGUCCUCGUCAAUAAGACAGACGUGAAUGCUUUACAGCAGGCCUACUUUGUAACAUUUGAGCCCACAGGUAUCUUUAACUUCAGUGAAUAUAGUCAAGAUUGUCUCAGAAAUUGUCAAAAUGACGAAGCAUUAUCAAAGCCAAAUAGCAUAUUUACAGAGCCGGUAGAUAUACCAUAUGCAAAAGCAAAGAGGGAAAAUGAAGGUGCCUUGUUAAGCUCUACCAAUGUCCUCGAUGCAAUGGACCCGGCACGAGAUCGCUGUAUUUGCAAUGUAAAAACACGUACAAUGGAAGAGAUCGCCAAUGGUGGCAUUAGGGAGUUCCCAACGACGACCUUCGAUGGGUCAUACGUCGAACCAAACCCCAUCAGUAUUUCAGUCAGCUAA